Molecule: messenger RNA, 1611 nt
Organism: Austrofundulus limnaeus
Lineage: Eukaryota; Metazoa; Chordata; Actinopteri; Cyprinodontiformes; Rivulidae
Product: olfactory receptor 52K1
Exons: 1
Biological process (GO): detection of chemical stimulus involved in sensory perception of smell; G protein-coupled receptor signaling pathway
Cellular component (GO): membrane
Molecular function (GO): G protein-coupled receptor activity; odorant binding; olfactory receptor activity
Source: RefSeq, a predicted model, not a curated record
AAUGACCUGAUUGGUUCUUCAGCCUUCUUCUCACAGCUCAUUAAGGAAAUACUGACAAACAGCCAGAUGAUUUUAUUCUCCACUUGUGUCACACAGGCUUUUUUCAUCCAUCUUUAUGCGGCGUGUUCCGUCUUCAUCUUGUCUGCUAUGGCGUAUGAUCGAUACGUGGCCAUAUGCAAACCUUUGCAUUACAGCACUGUCAUGACUAAAGCUCACAUCCUGAAAAUAAUCACAGCAGUGUGGUCAUCCUGUCUGGUUUCAAUAGGGGUGCUCUUUAUUCUUCUGUUGCGUCUGCGCUUCUGUCGAUCUGAAAUAACUCACCCGUAUUGUGAAAAUCCAACUUUGUUGACACUGGUUUGUGAAGACACCACCAUAAAUAACAUUUAUGGUCUUUUUAUAAGCGCUCUUUCACAAGUGGUAGCUAAUGCAACGGUUUUUUAUACAUACCUCCAGAUCCUCCUUGCGUGUUUCAGAACCAAGCGGUCCGACACCAAAGCAAAAGCUCUGCAGACGUGUGGUACGCAUCUGUUUGUGUUUCUGUUGAUGGAGUGUUUAGGCCUUUUCUCUAUCAUAUCUUACAGACUGAAGAGCAUUCCGCCACAUUUAAGGCGAUUCAUUGGAGUGUCAACAUUAAUCUUCCCCCCGACAUUAAAUCCAAUCAUCUACGGACUGAAAACAAAAGAAAUUCGUGAAAAAGUCAUGAUCACUUUUAAAAAAAAAAUCUUUUUGCCUCAAUGUACUGUCUCUUAACCUGCCUUUAUGUUGUACGUCAGCACAUUUGAAUGUGUUAUAUCUUUUGAUAAGUUUAAAAUGCAGAAGUAAAAGUAAGUCACCCUUCUUAUUUUGGAAAUAUGAGAUCAGAAUGGAAAAGAUUCAGUUUGGUAUUUGAUGAAAACUAAGUCAAUAAGUGUGUGUCUGUACUAAAGUUAAGGGUUUCCAGUAAAAAAGCCAUUAAACAAUAUUGUACACUAGAGGGUGCAAACAGAACACAAAUAACUCACUGAAAGCCAAACACCUUCCACUUCACCACAGACUGGAAACAUGAUUGGUGUGAGACCUGGCUGAUUUUGGUCUGUGUGGUUUGCUGCCCUCUUGUGUUUAAAGUCUUUAACAAAGAAAAGCUCAGUCUGAAAUAAUGCAUGCAUUCAGAGGAUAAUGAAAAUAUAUAAUCCACAUCUGAUGGUUUUUAAAUUAUUUAUUUAUUUAUUUAUUUAUUUAUUUAUUUAUUUAUUUAUUUAUUUAUUUGGUUGUAACUAUUAACUCUUAACAUUAGGACAAAAUAAAUACAAAAACUUUUUUUUUUCAGUUUUUGGAUUUGAAAUCUUCUGUAAAACUUUCUAACUGCAUCGUAAUUGUUGAUUGUAAAAGUAAUUAGUGCAAAGUGGUUUUUUUGUGUGUGGUUUGUUAUAUUAAUGUUGUCUUUUUUCUUGCUUUGUGCAUCUUCAUCGUUUUUUAUUGUAAUUUUAACAUGCUGUAGAGUGAGUCUGAUUUCUUCAAAAAUAUAUUUUAGGGUCAUGAGGUUAUUGCAUAUGUUUGUCAAACUAUGUAUAAUCACGUGUAUUGUUGCAAUGUUUGUUGUUUUGUGAUGAAUAAAACAAGUGAACAUAUGAA